Molecule: messenger RNA, 324 nt
Organism: Rotaria sp. Silwood1
Lineage: Eukaryota; Metazoa; Rotifera; Eurotatoria; Philodinida; Philodinidae
Source: the annotation of a GenBank genome assembly
AUGAUAACAGAAUUUAAUAACGAUGUUGAUAAACUUUUGAAUAAUUUAACUGCUCAAUCUCAUAAUCGUGUUAUAACUCCACGAGAAGCAAAUCGUCGUCGAACAUUAGUUGAUACAAUAAAACAAUCGAAAGAAGAAAUUGAAACAACAAUGAGAAAAAAUCCGCGUUUUGCACCUGCUGUUGAAGCAGAAUAUACUCAAGGUUUAACAAGUGAUGAAUUUGCUGAACUUCAUUCAAAUUUACGAAAAAAUAAUGAUGAAGCUAUUGAUGCAUUACAUGCCAUAGUUAAACGUCAAAAAGAAAUCGGUGUUGCAAUGACAUAA